CUGCUUCCUGAACGGUUCUGUGUGUGAGCGUAGCUGAGCAGUGAUCUUCAUGUCAAGUCCCACCUUCUCUCUCCCAAGAUGAAGGAGGAAGUGACAUACGCGGACCUGAGUUUCCAGAGAACAGACGAUGUGGAGAAAGUACCGCAGAUGGAUUUAAUUGAAAAACCAGAACAAUCUGCUCCCCUGUCUGUGAGGAGAUCUGUUCCCCCGGGUCAGCUGACACUGUGUUUGCUGCUACUGCUGCUGCUGUUGCUGCUGCUGAGCGGACUCGUGGUCCUAGGGAUCCUCUUUUCCCAGGAGCAGGCUGAGAGGAAAAACCUACACUCCAGGAAUACAAAUCUCACCCAGAGUCUUCAGCGCAUGACCACUGAGUUAUGUCGCCAACUCGUCGCCGGAAAUACAGAAUCAAAAUGUUCCCCUUGUGAAAAGGGCUGGCAAUGGUCUGGAGACAGCUGUUAUAGAAAAUUUGAUAUUUGGAAUACCUGGCCAAAAGGAAAAAAGUUUUGCCACGACAACAACUCCACGCUGGUGAAGGUAGACAGCCGGGAAGAGCUGAACUUCAUAUCAGCGUUUAAAGAUGUGUGGCUGGGAUUGUCAUUCAACGUGUCCAGAAGGAGUUGGCUGUGGGAGGAUGGCUCGGCUCUCCGCGGCGACCUGAUCUCGAUUACGGAACCAUAUUCAGACCAUGGGAUCAAUUUCUGUGCUUUUCAACAAAAUCAUGUUAGGUCUGCAGAUUGCCUUGAUUACAAGUAUUUUUUAUGUGAGACUGUUGCAGGUCCAGUGAGAGCAGAAUCCCUGUAUUGAUCCUCCCAAGAGUUGGGGCCCAUUGUCCCAUCCCAUGGGUGGCACAGCCCUGCCAUAAGAUCCACUCUGAAUUGCUGACUGUACGAUCACGGUGCUGGACUAAAGGGAAGGGAUCUUCACCGGAAAAUGGCAGUGAGCUAACGAAUGAGAUUUCAGCUUGGGAAGACCACGCUCGUGGACCAUCACUUCUUCUAACAAUUUAAAUAGACAUUUCUCCUGGCCCUUUCUUGGGCUCCUGCUGGACCGUCUUUCAACUGUGACACUAUAAUUGAUGUAAAAGUGCUAUAAAAACUGUAUUAAACAAAUCAGACAAUUUU
Messenger RNA from Tachyglossus aculeatus (Australian echidna), 1121 nucleotides. RefSeq names its product C-type lectin domain family 12 member B-like. NCBI's taxonomy places the organism in Eukaryota, Metazoa, Chordata, Mammalia, Monotremata, Tachyglossidae. The record is from RefSeq and is a predicted model, not a curated record. The coding region runs from base 79 to 804 and encodes 241 amino acids. The transcript has 6 exons.